UGCCACUCGCUCUGCGAGGAGGUGAAGGAGAGCUGCGCCCCGGUGAUGUCCGCCUUCGGCUUCCCCUGGCCCGACAUGCUGGACUGCAGCCGCUUCCCCAAGGACAACGACCUCUGCAUCCCGCUGGCCAGCAGCGACCACAUCCUCCCCGUCACCCGGGAAGCACCCAAGGUCUGCGAUGCCUGCAAAAACAAAAAUGAAGACGAUAAUGACAUCGUGGAAAACCUCUGCAAAAAUGACUUUGCCUUGAAGAUAAAAGUGAAGGAGAUUGCCUACAUCAAUGGGGAUACCAAGAUCACCCCCGAAACAAAGAGUAAAACCAUCUACAAGCUGAAUGGGCUGACGGAAAGGGAUCUGAGGAAGAUUGUGCUCUGGCUCAAAGGUGGCCUCCAGUGUACCUGCGAUGAGAUGAAUGACAUCAACGUCCCCUACUUGGUGAUGGGGCAAAAGCAAGCUGGGGAACUGGUGAUCACCUCGCUGAAGCGGUGGCAGAAAGGGCAGCGGGCUUUCAAGCGGUUCUCCCGCAGCAUCCGCAAACUGCAGUGUUAGUGGCUUCAGCUCUGGCCGCCUCCAGCAGCCGCCUCUGUCCCGAGCUCUCCGGGCCUCCCGCACCUUCUUGCUUCGGCCCCUCUGAGCCUCGAGAUGCCACGGGCAUGAGACAUGGUGACCGCUCUCCGGGAGGGGAGGGAGCCCUCCAUUUUUGUACAUAGGUUAAAAUGUAAUAAAAAAAAAAAUCAUGACUAUUUUUGGGAAGUAUUAAAGUAUCUUGCUUAAAGCUUUUUUUUUUUUUUAAUGGUUGCAAAUGUGACUUUGGUCUGAGGUUUUUCCCUCUUCAUUUUUGGUAAUGCUGGUUCAUUUAUAUUGCUGCUUCUCUGUAUACAUGCAUGUUUGUUGUGCAAAAGUAGGAGAUGCAGAGAAAGCCACAUGUGCAACUGGCCUGUCACAGUGGGUACGACUCUUUCACCGAGGUGAAAUGGCUUGCCAUCUAUAUUAACACUAUAAAGGUCAUGUACGACUCUUGCAUGUGAUACAUAGGCAUCAGUAAGAGUAUAUUAACCAUUCUCACAUUUUAUUUUCCACAAGUCUGAGCCCUUAUCUCUCAGAAAAAAAAUUAACAAGUUUUGCAGCUGGUUGAUCUGAAUGCAAUGGAUUUUUUUAUUAUUUUGCAAAUUAAACCAUCUGUAGCCUAACUGUAAUAUACCCAGUGGUUAACCUGAAAGAGUUGUAAAAUAUUGCUUUAAUUAACCUUGUAAAUACUCCAGAUAAAUGUUAUAUUCUUGUAUAUAAACUUUACAUCAUAGUUUA
Messenger RNA from Haliaeetus leucocephalus (bald eagle), 1305 nucleotides. It is a transcript of the gene SFRP2, whose product is annotated as secreted frizzled-related protein 2. The record is from RefSeq and is a predicted model, not a curated record. Gene Ontology annotation, biological process: non-canonical Wnt signaling pathway; negative regulation of canonical Wnt signaling pathway; canonical Wnt signaling pathway. Gene Ontology annotation, molecular function: Wnt-protein binding. The annotation marks the transcript as partial. The transcript has 3 exons. Lineage: Eukaryota; Metazoa; Chordata; Aves; Accipitriformes; Accipitridae.